AUGUCUCUAGCUAAUCUACUGAACAAGGACGACCAGGACAUUAUCAAGACUUCAUCCCCAUCCAAUGACACUAUCCUGCCAGACAAACCUCUUACUGAGGAGCAAAGAAAGCAGAACUUCCUCAAAGAACUAAACGAUCAAUUUCAGAUCAUUCAAAAGAGAGACGACCUGGAAUUAACGUACCAAAAUUGGAAGUUUCUCAACUUGCAAGAAUUCGAACUUAUCAAUGAAUGGAACAUUCAAAAUAAGGACAAUUGGGUGCAUGCAGAUACACCCAUCUACGACAAGAUGAGAGCCGCAAGGGAGGAAUGGGACCACUAUCAAUCCUGGAAGAAUAUUCAAAAGAACCCUGCAUUGUUACAGAAAUUAACUGGCUCUCAUCCUGAUGUGUUUAAGAAACCAAGAGGUGCUGUCGUUCAUUCUUCUAGUAGGAUAAGAAUUAAUAAUAUUUUAAAUACCCCAUCUCCUGGUCCAAAUGCAAAACCAUCAAUCAAUCAAACUCCAGUUGCUACUACCUCUACUAUUGAAAUUAAAGGUGCCGCAACUGAAGAGGAGGAUGAAGAAGAGGAGCCAGAUGAAGAAUUGGACGAGGAGAGUGAACUUUCUAACGUGGAAAUCUCAGAUACUUACGAUCCUAACGAUGAAGAUUUCGAACCUGAAACUUCAAAACAUAAGAAACAUAGUUCUACUGUGUCUGGUACCACCAUAUCUAGUUCCAGAGGUAAGUCAUCAGGCAUAGUUACUUUACAAAGUGAUAGGAAUAGAAUCAUUAGAGAAUUAAUCAAAAUGUGUCAGAAGAAUAAAAAUUUAAAGACCAAGAAGAGAAAAUUUACAAAUUGUUUGGUAUUAGACUACAAAUCAAAACAAAAGACACCUCAUCACUCUCUUACUAUGAAGAUCACUUUAAAACAGUAUCAUGUAAGAAAAUUAAAGAAACAAAUCAACGAAGCCAAACGAGAAAGAGAAAGAGCAGCACAUGGUGAGAGCAAUGAUGAGGAAGACCUUUCCGUGGAUAAUAAUCACAACCAUCAUGACAACAAGAAAAGAAAAUUAAACUCCACAUCAAUUAGUACAGGUACCGGUUCCGUCAAUUCUCAUGGAUUACCUACCUAUGGACUAAAGAUGAAUGUGAAAGAGGCAAGGGCCAUUAAGAGACAUUACGAUAAUACGUAUAUCACCAUUUGGAAAGAUAUGGCAAGAAGAGACUCUGCGAAGAUGGCUCGUCUAGUUCAACAAAUUCAAUCAAUAAGAUCUGUUAAUUUUAAAAAGACUUCAUCUUUAUGUGCUAGAGAAGCUAAAAAAUGGCAAUUAAGAAAUUUCAGACAAGUUAAAGAUUUACAAACAAGAGCUAGAAGAGGUAUUAGAGAAAUGUCUAACUUUUGGAAGAAAAAUGAACGUGAAGAACGAGAAAUAAAGAGGAAGGCAGAAAAGAUUGCACAGGAAAAAGCAAGAAAGGAGGAAGAAGAAAGAGAAACAGUUAGACAGUCUAAAAAAUUAAAUUUCUUGUUAACCCAGACAGAAUUAUAUUCCCAUUUCAUUGGUAGAAAGAUUAAGACUAAUGAACUGGAAGGUAACAUGAACGAUGACUCCUUCUCAGCACAACACCAACAACAACAAACAAACAAAAUAGAUUUAGAAAAGACUGAAGCAACUAAAAAUGAUUUCCAUUCGAUUGAUUUCGAUAAUGAAGAUGAUGAACAAUUGAGAUUGAAAGCAGCUCAAAAUGCUUCCAAUGUUCUUGCCGAAACAAGAGCAAAGGCAAAGGCCUUUGACGAUGCUCAUAAUAAUAAUAAUAACGACAACGAUAAUAUUACCAAAAGUGCGAAUGACGAAGAAGAUGAGGAGGAAAAUAAUGAAGAUGAAUUUAAUUUCCAAAAUCCAACUUCUUUGGGUGAUGUUACCAUUGAACAACCAAAAAUGCUUGCUUGUACUUUAAAGGAGUAUCAGCUGAAAGGUUUGAAUUGGUUGGCAAGUUUAUAUGACCAAGGUAUUAAUGGUAUAUUAGCAGAUGAAAUGGGGUUGGGGAAAACAGUCCAAUCUAUUUCUGUUCUGGCUCAUUUAGCUGAAAAGCAUAAUAUUUGGGGUCCAUAUUUGGUCGUAACUCCUGCUUCCACACUACAUAAUUGGGUAAAUGAGAUUACCAAAUUUGUCCCACAGUUCAAGAUUUUACCGUACUGGGGAAAUGCAGCGGAUCGUAAAGUAUUGAGAAAAUUCUGGGAUAGGAAAAACUUAAGGUACACAAAGGAUUCACCAUUCCAUGUUAUGAUUACUUCAUACCAAAUGGUAGUCUCUGACGUCACAUAUUUGCAGAAGAUGAAAUGGCAAUACAUGAUCUUAGAUGAAGCGCAAGCUAUUAAAUCUUCACAAUCUUCACGUUGGAAAAAUCUUUUAAGUUUUCAUUGUAGAAAUAGGCUAUUAUUAACAGGUACUCCAAUCCAAAAUAAUAUGCAAGAACUUUGGGCUUUACUUCAUUUUAUUAUGCCAUCACUUUUUGACUCUCAUGAUGAAUUUAGUGAAUGGUUCGCCAAAGAUAUUGAAUCCCAUGCAGAGGCAAAUACACAAUUAAACCAUCAACAGCUACGUCGUCUCCAUAUGAUCUUAAAGCCAUUCAUGCUGAGACGUGUUAAGAAAAAUGUUCAAUCAGAAUUGGGUGAUAAGAUUGAGAUCGAUGUUCUUUGUGACUUAACUCAAAGGCAGGCUAAAUUAUACCAAGUUUUAAAAUCAACAUCAAACUAUGAUGCGAUUGAAAAUGCUGCUGGUUCAGAUGAAUUUUCAUCAGAUCAAAAUUUAGUUAACACUGUUAUGCAGUUUAGAAAAGUUUGCAAUCAUCCAGAUUUAUUCGAAAGGGCUGACAUCAAUUCACCAUUUGCAUUCACCAAAUUUGGUAAAACAAGUUCUAUACUAAGAUCAUCUGAUAAUGACACGGAUGUGUUUUACUCUUCUAAGAAUCCCAUCGAAUUCCAUUUACCAAGAUUAAUCUAUGAUGAUCUAAUUCUUCCUAAUUUUGAAAAUAGCGUGGACACUAUGGCAAAAUUAUUAAACUAUACAUUGAGCAUUUUCAACCCAACAACUAACUUUGAAUUAUGUCAAUAUUUGACCAGAUUAACAGGCUCCUCAACACAUUCCAUGUCAAAACUUUUUCAUCAAGACAUUAUUAAUCGGGCCAUUGAAUUAAGUGCCGAACCACAACCUUUACUUGAGAAAUUGGCCAUUGUAUUCGCUGAAAAGAACAAGAUAAAGGAUAAUUUUCACAGGGAUCUUAUUUUGAUGGAUAAAGCAGAUAUCUUGAUAAAUACAUCCAAGGUGACUACAAAAGGUAUAUUGGAUUCUCUACUGAACAUUAAAGAAACAGUCUAUGAAAAUGAAUAUCUAAAUUCUCUUCAUCCAGGUUAUCGCCCAAAUGCGUCUGCAGUACCUAUUUCCCUUGAAAUUUCUGGUUGUAGUCAUUUGACAAAUGAAAUGAAUUAUGAGUUGUUUAACCCAGUAAUUACGCAAGCUUUAUCAGAAAUCCCACCAAUUACUCAAUAUAACAUGCAUAUUAAUAAGAAGAUACCAAUUGAAGAAUUCCCGAAGACUGAAUUAUUCCCUGCUCCACUGAAUAAAAACUUUUCAUCCAAUAUUUCAAUGCCAUCAAUGGAUAGGUUCAUUACUGAGUCAGCCAAAUUGAAGAAAUUGGAUGAACUACUGGUACAGUUGAAGAGAGAAGGACAUCGUGUUCUUAUUUAUUUCCAAAUGACAAAAAUGAUGGAUUUAAUGGAAGAAUAUUUGACCUAUAGGCAAUAUAAUCACAUUAGACUUGAUGGUUCCUCUAAAUUGGAAGAUCGUAGAGAUCUAGUUCAUGACUGGCAGACAAAGCCAGAAAUUUUUGUUUUCUUAUUAAGUACUAGAGCUGGUGGUUUAGGUAUUAAUCUAACUGCAGCUGAUACUGUUAUAUUUUAUGACUCAGAUUGGAAUCCAACCAUCGAUUCUCAGGCAAUGGAUAGGGCUCAUAGAUUGGGUCAAACAAGGCAAGUUACAGUUUAUAGACUCUUAAUUCGUGGUACUAUUGAAGAGAGAAUGAGAGACAGAGCAAAGCAAAAGGAACAAGUUCAACAAGUUGUUAUGGAGGGGAAGACCCAAGAGAAUAAUGUUAAAACUAUAGAAGCAUCUAACUCAACAACGGACAUUACUAAACAUACAGGCAUAACUGCAUAA
Molecule: messenger RNA, 4194 nt
Organism: Naumovozyma castellii
Lineage: Eukaryota; Fungi; Ascomycota; Saccharomycetes; Saccharomycetales; Saccharomycetaceae
Gene: INO80
Product: chromatin-remodeling ATPase INO80
Exons: 1
Coding region: 1-4194 (1397 amino acids)
Source: RefSeq, a predicted model, not a curated record